UGUAUAGAUAUAUUUCCUAGUGGAAAAACCAGCUUAAGCUGGUAGCUGUGUUUUGGAACAUAGUAGCUGGUUUAAGCUGCUCAUAAGAUGGUCUUGAGCUGGUGGUCUCCCAGCUUGGACCAGCUUAAACCUGCGACCAUGUUCCAAAACACAGCUACCAUUAUCCCGCUUAAUAUAAGUCUACUGUUCAAAUAAAUAAAUAAAUAAAUAGAUAUAAAAUAUUAAUUUGACGUGAAAUUACUACCUUACUUGUAGAGAUCACAAAGUGAUACGAGUAGUAGUAAAGAUGGCUUGCAAUACCUGGAUGUCCGGUCUGAUAUCACUUAAUUCAAGGAUAUGCGGUUUUCAUACAGAAAUAUCAGACUGCUAGAUUUACCAAACAGAAUCAAGUAUGCCAGAGAAACACCGUUCAAAUGAUUGGAAUCAUUAAGACAUUUUUGUUUUAUAAAGUAAUUGAUGCUUCUGUUCACCAAGGUUGCAUUAAAUUAUGGCAAGCCGAAUUGACUUUUAAUCAUGUGCAGGAAAUUAAUGACAGAUAUUUAAAAUUAAUUUUCAGUAGUUACAAUGCAAAUUCUUUUUUUUUUUUUUCUCCCCUUUUUCUCCCCAAUUUGGAAUGCCCAAUUCCCAAUGCCUAAGUCCUCGGGGUGGCGUAGUGACUCGCCUCAAUCUGGGUGGCGGAGGAAGAAUCUCAGUUGCCUCCACGUCUGAGACCGUCAAUCCACGCAUUUUAUCACGUGGCUUGUUGAGCGUGUUACCAUGGAGACAUAGCGCAUGUGGAGGCUCACGCUAUUCUCCUCGGCAUCCACACACACAACUCAACACGUGCCCCACCAAGAGCGAACCACAUUAUAGCGACCACGAGGAGGUUAACCCAUGCGACUCUACCCUCCCUAGCAACCGGGCCAAUUUGGUUGCUUAGGAGACCUGGCUGGAGUCACUCAACACGCCCUGGAUUCUCGCGACUCCGGGGGUGGUAGUCAGUGUCUUUAAUCGCUGACCUACCCAGGCCCCACAAUGCAAAUUCUUGAUAUCGAACCAUCUAUUGAUUAUGUGCUCACAGACAGUAAUGAAGAAGAAGAGUCACCAGCCACCAUGAGAAAACAAAUGUCUUGUAGCUGGUACUCCGACGAUCAUGCUAAUUCUACACAGAUACAAAUGGAGAAGUAUUCUGACAAGUGGACUGACACUGAGGUACAAACCUUACUUGGCAUUUAUUCGACGGAGGAAAUCCAGAGAGGUUUUGAGUCGUCGAAGCGUAACAGCAAAGUGUACGCAAAUAUCUCCGCACAACUGUGUGAGGUCGGGAUCCACCACAAUGCUAAACAGUGUCGGGAAAAACUGAAAAAACUGAAGCAAGACUACAAAAAAAUAAAAGACCACAACAACCAAAGUUGCUCGGAUCGCCGGACUGGAAAAUGGUUUGAGACCAUGGACGCAAUCCUUGGUCACAAACCAGCAUACACUGGAAAGGUGGGAAGAAAGUAUCCAGCAGCCGACCAUUUGGAGCCCGUGGCCAGCGACACCGACACGUCUGCUGAAGGACCGUCUAUUGAUUAUGUGCUCACAGACAGUGAUGAGAAAGAAGAAGAAUCCGCAGCCGCCUUAAGUGAAAAAACACCUUGUAACUGCCACUCAAGCGAGUGUGCUAAUUUUUUACAUGUAAAAAUGGGGAAGUAUUCUGACAAGUGGACUGAUUUUGAGGUACAAGCAUUGCUUAGCAUUUACUCAUCAGAGGAAAUACAGAGAGGUUUUGAGUCAUCGACACGUAAGAGCAAAGUGUACGCAAAUAUCUCGGCACAGCUGUGUGUGGCUGGGAUCCACCACACUGUAAAGCAGUGUCGGGAAAAACUUAAAAAACUGAAGCAAGACUACAAAAAAAUAAAAGACCACAACAACCAAAGUGGGUCUGAUCGCCGGACUGGAAAAUGGUUUGAGGCCAUGGACGCAAUCCUUGGUCACAGACCACCAUACAAUGGAACUGUAGAAAGAAAGGAUUCGACAGCUGUCCAUUUGGAGCCUAUAGCCAGCGACACCUCUGUAGAAGAACCAUCUGUUGAUUCUACUGUGCUCACAGACUGUACUUUUGCCAGCGAUGCCCCUUCGGCCUCCAGCACCCCCCACCAUCCAAUCUCUACUCCUGCUGGCUCGCAUGUGAGACCAGGAAAGAGGAAAAGAGAUGCACUUGUUAUGGCACUUAAGGAAAUGAGAGAGAUGGAGGAGGCAAGGCAGAGAGAAGCCAGUGCUGCUAUGGAACGUUUUUUACAAAUGAUGGAGGAGCAUGAGUCAAGAGAGGCUGCAGCACGGGCAAGGGAGCUGGCAGAGCAUCGGGAAGAAGCCGCAGAGGCAAGGCGCCAGCAGGCCGCAUUUCAGCAGAGCUUUCUGGCCCUUUUUGCAAAGCUUGUGGAGGGUGGACAGCCCCCUGCCCACCCAACACUGGACUAAACCUGCUAUUAAAUAGUAGCUAACAAGUUUCUGUUCAUUUAGCAUUUUUAACAUAUAUUCUGCACAAUCUGAAAUUUCUGUUAUAUGUUCUAAUUGAUUGUUUCUGUUUUUCUAUUGGUUAACCAACAUGUUUGAAUAAAGAUUUUAUAC
Molecule: messenger RNA, 2592 nt
Organism: Myxocyprinus asiaticus (Chinese sucker)
Lineage: Eukaryota; Metazoa; Chordata; Actinopteri; Cypriniformes; Catostomidae
Product: zinc finger protein with KRAB and SCAN domains 2-like
Exons: 5
Coding region: 1015-2442 (475 amino acids)
Source: RefSeq, a predicted model, not a curated record